Messenger RNA from Panthera uncia (snow leopard), 4982 nucleotides. RefSeq names its product exportin 1 (gene XPO1). The record is from RefSeq and is a predicted model, not a curated record. NCBI's taxonomy places the organism in Eukaryota, Metazoa, Chordata, Mammalia, Carnivora, Felidae. The transcript has 25 exons. Gene Ontology annotation, cellular component: nucleus; cytoplasm. Gene Ontology annotation, biological process: ribosomal large subunit export from nucleus; ribosomal small subunit export from nucleus; protein export from nucleus. Bases 795 to 4010 code for a protein of 1071 amino acids. Gene Ontology annotation, molecular function: nuclear export signal receptor activity; small GTPase binding.
CCAGGUUCCAAACGCUCCGCGGCGCCAUGGGCUGAAAACUCAACCGAGAUGGAAUCUCCCAGUCUGAACCGGUUUCAACCGGUUCCGAGUUUGAGGCACUAGGAGGAGGGGGAGAAGCGGCUGCAGCGGCCGCGGCAGGAGCAGCGGGAGCUACAGCAUCAGCAAGAGCAACAGUAGCUACAGCCCCGGCGGCGGUGCCUGUUCCAGUCUUUGCUGCUGCAGUCCGUGCAACCACCCAGAGGGGGAGGGGGGAACCACCAGUCGCUGAGGAGCAGGAGAAGGGGGGAAAGUUUAGGCGAGCCUGGGUGGGGGGGCCCAGCGCCGGAGCCGCGUGAGAGAGGGAGCCGUAUUUUGGUAGGGGGGAGUCGGACUGCAACUGGCAGCAGAGCGUCCCCCGACCUUGUGGACUCUAUACCCCCUACUCCUGCCGCUCCUGCUGCCGCCUGUGGCUGGAGGGUCCCCCUGGGGCUGAAUCUUUGGGACUUGACCCCUUUCCCCUCCCCCUUCCCUCACUCCCCAGCCAGGCGCGAGCAUUUAUUCCACGGAUUAAUUCCCCUUCUUUUUUGGGGGGGGGCGGGUGGGUGUGUGUCGUGGGGGGUGUCCCUGAAAUAGUAAAUAUUGUUGAGCUUUUUUUUUUUUGCCCUUAUCCUCUUCGUUUUUUUAAUUUCCUUUUUUAAGGUGGGAAAACUGUGAAACCCACCUUGAUUUCCUCCCCUCUCCCCCCUCCCCACCUUCCCUCGCCCUAAUCCCCCGACAAGGAAAGAAGAAGCAGUUGGUUCAAUCUCUGGUAAUCUAUGCCAGCAAUUAUGACAAUGUUAGCAGACCAUGCAGCUCGUCAGCUGCUCGAUUUCAGCCAAAAACUGGAUAUCAACCUUCUAGACAAUGUGGUGAAUUGCUUAUACCAUGGAGAAGGAGCCCAGCAAAGAAUGGCUCAAGAAGUACUGACACAUUUAAAGGAGCAUCCUGAUGCAUGGACAAGAGUCGACACAAUUUUGGAAUUUUCACAGAAUAUGAACACGAAAUAUUAUGGACUACAAAUUUUGGAAAAUGUGAUAAAAACAAGAUGGAAGAUUCUUCCGAGGAACCAGUGUGAAGGAAUUAAAAAAUACGUUGUUGGCCUCAUUAUCAAGACGUCAUCUGACCCAACUUGUGUAGAGAAGGAAAAGGUGUAUAUUGGAAAAUUAAAUAUGAUUCUUGUUCAGAUACUGAAACAAGAAUGGCCAAAACACUGGCCAACUUUUAUCAGUGACAUUGUUGGAGCAAGUAGGACGAGUGAAAGUCUCUGUCAGAAUAAUAUGGUGAUUCUUAAACUCUUGAGUGAAGAAGUGUUUGAUUUCUCUAGUGGACAAAUAACUCAAGUGAAAGCUAAGCAUUUAAAAGACAGCAUGUGCAAUGAAUUCUCGCAAAUUUUCCAGCUGUGUCAGUUUGUGAUGGAAAAUUCCCAAAAUGCUCCACUUGUACAUGCAACUUUGGAAACAUUGCUCAGAUUUCUUAAUUGGAUUCCACUGGGAUAUAUUUUUGAGACCAAGUUAAUCAGCACAUUAAUUUAUAAGUUCCUGAAUGUUCCAAUGUUUCGAAAUGUCUCUCUGAAGUGCCUCACUGAGAUUGCUGGUGUAAGUGUAAGCCAAUAUGAGGAACAAUUUGUAACAUUAUUUACACUGACAAUGAUGCAGCUAAAACAGAUGCUACCUUUAAAUACCAAUAUUCGACUUGCGUACUCAAAUGGAAAAGAUGAUGAACAGAACUUUAUUCAGAAUCUCAGUUUGUUUCUCUGCACCUUUCUUAAGGAACAUGGUCAACUUAUAGAAAAAAGGUUAAAUCUCAGGGAAACACUCAUGGAGGCCCUUCAUUAUAUGUUGUUGGUAUCAGAAGUGGAGGAAACUGAAAUCUUUAAGAUUUGUCUUGAGUACUGGAAUCAUUUAGCAGCUGAACUCUAUAGAGAGAGCCCAUUCUCUACAUCUGCUUCUCCGUUGCUAUCUGGAAGCCAACAUUUUGAUGUUCCUCCCAGGAGACAGCUGUAUUUGCCCGUGUUAUCCAAGGUCCGUUUAUUAAUGGUUAGUCGUAUGGCUAAACCAGAGGAAGUAUUGGUUGUAGAAAAUGAUCAGGGAGAAGUUGUAAGAGAAUUCAUGAAGGAUACAGAUUCCAUUAAUUUGUAUAAGAAUAUGAGAGAAACAUUAGUUUAUCUCACUCACCUGGAUUAUGUAGAUACAGAAAGAAUAAUGACUGAGAAGCUUCACAAUCAAGUGAAUGGUACAGAGUGGUCAUGGAAAAAUUUGAAUACAUUGUGUUGGGCAAUAGGCUCCAUUAGUGGAGCAAUGCAUGAAGAGGAUGAAAAACGAUUUCUUGUUACUGUUAUAAAGGAUCUAUUAGGAUUAUGUGAACAGAAAAGAGGCAAAGAUAAUAAAGCUAUUAUCGCUUCAAAUAUCAUGUACAUAGUAGGUCAAUAUCCAAGAUUUUUAAGAGCUCACUGGAAAUUUUUGAAGACUGUAGUUAACAAGUUGUUUGAAUUUAUGCAUGAGACCCAUGAUGGAGUCCAAGAUAUGGCUUGUGAUACUUUCAUUAAAAUAGCUCAGAAAUGCCGCAGGCAUUUUGUUCAGGUUCAGGUUGGAGAAGUAAUGCCAUUUAUUGAUGAAAUUUUGAACAAUAUCAACACCAUAAUUUGUGAUCUUCAGCCUCAACAGGUCCAUACAUUUUAUGAAGCUGUGGGGUACAUGAUUGGUGCACAAACAGACCAAACAGUGCAAGAACAUUUAAUAGAAAAAUAUAUGCUACUUCCUAAUCAGGUUUGGGAUAGCAUAAUCCAGCAGGCAACCAAAAAUGUGGAUAUACUUAAAGAUCCUGAAACAGUCAAGCAGCUCGGUAGCAUAUUGAAAACAAAUGUUAGAGCCUGCAAAGCUGUUGGACACCCCUUUGUAAUUCAGCUUGGGAGAAUUUAUUUAGAUAUGCUUAAUGUAUACAAGUGCCUCAGUGAAAAUAUUUCAGCAGCUAUCCAAGCUAAUGGUGAGAUGGUUACAAAGCAACCGUUGAUUAGAAGUAUGCGAACUGUAAAAAGGGAAACUUUAAAGUUAAUAUCUGGUUGGGUGAGCCGGUCCAAUGAUCCACAGAUGGUAGCCGAAAAUUUUGUUCCUCCUCUAUUGGAUGCAGUUCUCAUUGAUUAUCAGAGAAAUGUCCCAGCUGCUAGAGAACCAGAAGUGCUUAGUACUAUGGCUAUUAUUGUCAAUAAGUUAGGAGGACAUAUAACAGCUGAAAUACCUCAAAUAUUUGAUGCUGUUUUUGAAUGCACAUUGAAUAUGAUAAAUAAGGACUUUGAGGAGUAUCCUGAACACAGAACAAACUUCUUCUUACUACUUCAGGCUGUCAAUUCUCAUUGUUUCCCAGCAUUCCUGGCUAUACCACCUGCACAAUUUAAACUUGUUUUGGACUCCAUUAUUUGGGCUUUCAAACACACUAUGAGGAAUGUUGCAGAUACAGGCUUACAGAUACUUUUUACACUCUUACAAAAUGUUGCACAAGAAGAAGCUGCAGCUCAGAGUUUCUAUCAAACGUAUUUUUGUGAUAUUCUUCAGCAUAUCUUUUCUGUUGUGACAGACACCUCACAUACUGCUGGUUUGACAAUGCAUGCAUCAAUACUUGCAUAUAUGUUUAAUUUGGUUGAAGAAGGAAAAAUAAGUACGCCAUUAAAUCCUGGAAAUCCGGUUAACAACCAAAUGUUCAUUCAGGAAUAUGUGGCAAAUCUCCUUAAAUCUGCAUUCCCUCAUCUACAAGAUGCUCAAGUAAAGCUCUUUGUGACAGGGCUUUUCAGCUUAAAUCAGGAUAUUCCUGCUUUCAAGGAACAUCUUAGGGAUUUCCUAGUACAAAUAAAGGAGUUUGCAGGUGAAGAUACAUCUGAUCUGUUUUUGGAAGAAAGAGAAACAGCCCUUCGACAGGCUCAGGAAGAGAAACAUAAACUUCAAAUGUCUGUCCCUGGCAUCCUUAAUCCACAUGAAAUUCCAGAAGAAAUGUGUGAUUAAAAUCCGAAGUGAUGCUGGGUUUUUUGGGGUUUUUUUGUUUUUGUUUUUUGGGGGUUUUUUUUUGUUUUGUUUUUGUUUUUUGGUUUUUGUUUUUUUCCCUCUCUGCAACACUUGUUAGCAGAAGAAAACAACAGCAUCUGGAUAUUUGUCGACCAAAAUGAUGCCAAUUUGUAAAUUAAAAUGUCACCUAGUGGCCCUUUUUCUUAUGUGUUUUUUGUAUAAGAAAUUUUCUGUGAAAUAUCCUUCCAUUGUUUAAGCUUUUGUUUUGGUCAUCUUUAUUUAGUUUGCAUGAAGUUAAAAAUUAAGGCAUUUUUAAAAAUUUUACUUCAUGCCCAUGUUGUGGCUGGGAUGGGGGGAGGAGGUAAAUUCAAUUUGAACAUAUACUUGUAAAUUCUAAUGCAAAAUUACACAAUUUUCCUGUAAACAGUACCAAUUUUUAAUUAGGGAGCAUUUUCUUUCUAGCCUGUAUUUCAGCCUAGAAGAAAAGAUAAUGAGUAAAACAAAUUGCGUUGUUAAAAGGAUUAUAGUGCUGCAUUGUCUGAAGUUAGCACCUCUUGGACUGAAUCGUUUGUCUAGACUACAUGUAUUACAAGUCUGUAUGGCAAGUUUGCAGCAAGAUCAUGUGCAUAUCAUCCCAUUGUAAAGCGACUUCAAAAAAUAUGGGAACACAGUUAGUUAUUUUUACACAGUUCUUUUUGUUUUUGUGUGUGUGUGCUGUCGCUUGUCGACAACAGCUUUUUGUUUUCCUCAAUGAGGAGUGUUGCUCAUUUGUGAGCCUUCAUUAACUCGAAGUGAAAUGGUUAAAAAUAUUUAUCCUGUUAGAAUAGGCUGCAUCUUUUUAACAACUCAUUAAAAAACAAACAAAACAAAACUCUGGCUUUUGAGAUGACUUAUACUAAUUUACAUUGUUUACCAAGCUGUAGUGCUUUAAGAACACUACUUAAAAAGCAAAAUAAACUUGGUUUACAUUUA